Messenger RNA from Penicillium daleae, 1401 nucleotides. Its product is annotated as putative oxalate decarboxylase. The transcript is spliced from 8 exons. The record is from RefSeq and is a predicted model, not a curated record. The coding region runs from base 1 to 1401 and encodes 466 amino acids. Gene Ontology annotation, biological process: oxalate metabolic process. NCBI's taxonomy places the organism in Eukaryota, Fungi, Ascomycota, Eurotiomycetes, Eurotiales, Aspergillaceae.
AUGAAGCCUCAGAUUCUCUCCAGAGCUGUGCAGUUGCUUCCUGCUAUCCUAUCUCUCGUGAAUGCUGCCCCUGCCCGUAGGGAUGGCACUAGUAACCCCGGCUUGAGAGGCUCGGAGGCACUUAUUGGAUACUCUGCUACUGAAAAAGUAGCAACUGGGCCCAAACCUGACAUCAAGUACAAUCUUCUUCCUGGGCAGAAAGAAGACCCGGAUAUUGGUUCAUACCUGGACUUUGAGAACGUCGAGAACCCUCAGCCUAUCCGAGGAAACACUGGUUCCGACGACCCUGGUCCCCGGAAUUAUUACUACGAUCGAAUCAACAGUGAUAAGCUAGCUCCGCCAGGUACUGAUCACGGAGCGACGAUUAACGCACAAUGGCCCAUGGGACUAAGUCAUAACAGACUUGGAAUUGAUAAUGCUGGCUGGGCUCGCCAAGAAAACACUGUUGUGAUGCCUGAUGCCACUGAAAUGGCAGGUGUCGAUAUGCGACUCGAGCCUGCAGCAUAUCGUGAGCUACAUUGGCAUGUGGCUUCUGAGUGGUCUCUGAUCCUCAACGGCUCUUGUCGAAUUCAAGCUAUCAAUGAAAAUGGAGAGACGUUCAUUGACGAUCUACAAGCUGGUGAUGUUUGGUUCUUCCCUCCUGGUAUCCCUCACUCUAUUCAGGCACUAGACGAUGGCGUCGAGUUUCUUCUUGUCUUUGAUCAGGGUGACUUCAGCGAGGACAACACCUUCCUCGCUACAGAGGUCUUCCUUCACAGCCCGAAAGAGGUUUUGGCAAAGAAUCUCGGAGUUUCCACCUCAGCAUUCGACGACAUCCCUGAUGACGAACUUUACAUUUUCAAGGGAACUCCCGCACCGACAGACAUCGAGGAACAGAACGUCACUACAUCAGCUGGUCUCAUCCCUCGCUCACAGAGCUACUCCUACCACUUCUCGGAACAACCUGCUCAUGAAGUUGCUGGUGGAUCUGUCAAGAUUGUGGACCCGCUUACUUUCCCCAUCGCUGGUAACAUCUCUGCUGCUGUCGUCACUGUUAAUCCAGGUGGUAUGCGCGAGAUCCACUGGCACCCAACAAGCGAUGAGUGGACCUUCUUCAUCAAGGGACAGGGCCGUGCAACAUUAUUCACUGCUCCCAACGCUGCGACGACCUUUGACUAUCGUGCUGGCGAUGUUGGGUAUUUCCCAAAGUCGAACAGCCAUUAUAUUGAGAAUACCGGUGAGGAAGAGUUGAUGUUCCUGGAAGUGCUACAGGCACCUCAAUUCACGGACAUGGCCCUUGGUCAGUGGAUUGCAUCUACCCCGAAACAAAUUAUCAAGGAUACCUUGCACCUCAGCGACAGUACUCUCAGUAAGCUGAAGACUGAGAAGCAGUACGUCGUUGCAGGUACCAAUAGUGACUAG